AUGUCCACUGGUGGGUUCCAUGAUGUUUUUAGGCUAGACCUCCUGCCUCACACAUGUGCAUGUGCCCCAUUCCUAGAACAGCUCAUCCCAUCCCAGUCAUCGAGUCACUUAGAAAAAUAUGCGUCUCUGAAAAUAAGUGCUUCAGUAUUAUUCUUAGAGGAUAUACUGGGGAGUCUGAACUUCAGUUACAGUAAUGUAGCCCAGAAGUACCUCUCUGACAGCACUUUAUGGAUUUACAGGCCUGUUUUUAUAAGAACAGUGAAGGAACUUCUACAUGCAUCGACUUCUGGAGUGCUAAGGAUUGUUUCUUUAGUCUUUGGCCAGUGGUACAGAGUGUGGGUGAAUGUGGGAGAAGUCACAGGUACGCCACCACCGCCAUGUGAGAAGUACUGUGAUAAGAGUACUGAUUCAGGUGGUGGAGUUCUUUGGAUUUGUUUUGGCGUAGGAGUAAUAUUAAUGCUCACUCUGUUCCUCUUAAUGGUCUUGUUUAAAUGGAAGCACCUAAAGCAACUAAAAGAAAAACUGAAAAAUACAGACUCUUCUGUGGAGCCGAAUGAUAUUCUCAAGGUUAAUACUGAAAGCAGCGCGAACACAAAUGGAAUCAGACACUCACUUCAAAAUGAAACAUUAAUGUAUUCGGUGGAGGAAUGCACUUGUAGUGACUGUGGCUUGGUAGAAGCUCAAACUGGCUGUGAAACUUCAUUUCCAUUACCAGCUACAGAAGAAGGAGCUACUGUUCUAGUUACCACAAAAUCUUUUGAUUACUGCAACUAUAUUCUUGGUGCAGGGUGACUAUGAGAGAAAUAUAUAUUUACUACAUAAUAAUAAAUUAGUUAUUCCAAUAUAGCUAUUAAUCUUAAUAUUUGCUGUCAGUGGAGAAGCCUAGUACAUCAUGCUUGUCAUUUUUGCAUUUGACUUCCAUUGGUAGUCAUAUGAUUUCUAAUUAUAGUCUAUCUUUGGUCAAGUAAUUUCUACAUUGUGAGGUACCCAGCUAGUUGUUGGAAUUAGUAAUUUUUGGAAGUCUCUAUGUAGGAUGGCUCUUUCUGCCUUCAGAGACUGUAUUUACUUAGUAUAUUUACAUUUAUUUACUUAAUCUACAUGCAUAGCUGGAUAUAUACAAAUCCCAUCAAUAAACAAUUUUUCAGAUAUGUAUUUUAUAAUAAACACCAUGAUCAUGCUUGAAA
This is a messenger RNA of Dromaius novaehollandiae (emu), 1184 nucleotides long. RefSeq names its product TNF receptor superfamily member 17 (gene TNFRSF17). The record is from RefSeq and is a predicted model, not a curated record. The transcript has 7 exons. Bases 1 to 792 code for a protein of 263 amino acids. Gene Ontology annotation, biological process: tumor necrosis factor-mediated signaling pathway. Lineage: Eukaryota; Metazoa; Chordata; Aves; Casuariiformes; Dromaiidae. Gene Ontology annotation, molecular function: signaling receptor activity.